GACGUGCACACACGCACGCACACACACACACGCGCAGAAUCACAAUAAUAUUGAAAUUCGAAUGUUGUUUUUAUCCGUUUCGUAUUGUCGUUUUGGUCGUUGACGCCGCCGUCGGUCCGUGUGUCUCGUCUCUCGCCCAGGCCGAACCCCCCCGUCGAAAGCGGCCACCGCCAGCAGCAGCCAGCACAGCUCUGAUCAUUGUGGUGUGUACGUUGGCCCGUCGUCCCGUCGUCUGGUGUCUCUGUCCUACGUACCUACGAUGCGUUUGCUGCCGACGGCCACCGAGCGGACAGCGGACGGACAACAACAACAACACGGUCGGCCGGAAGCGCACAGCCGCGGUUGAGUGUGUGUGAUAUUCAAAAAAAAUUAUCGUUGAUAUUGUUAUGGAAUGUCGGUUGAUGGUCGUUUCGUCGUAGUCAUAACGGUUGUUUGAUCAGUCCCGGCCGAUAAAUGAAUAGGUCAAGAUCAGCGUAUGACAGCGAAACCGACGAUGGAGAUGACUCGGACGAUUAUGCGACGCCGCUCGGUGUCCCAUUGUUGUCGAGCGAUGAUGGCCGACGGUUGGUCGAAUACAAGUCGUCGCACAACUCCAUCAAUAAAGGUCGCUGGACCAAAGACGAGGACAUACGACUGAAACAGUUGGUCGAUGAAUAUCAAGAAAGAUGGGAUAUUAUUGCUCAACAUUUCAAUGAUCGGUCUGAUAUUCAAUGCCAGCAGAGAUGGCACAAAGUUGUAAAUCCCGAUUUGGUCAAAGGACCUUGGACGAAAGAAGAAGAUGAAACCGUCUUAGAGUUGGUAGAAAAAUACGGUCCCAAAAAAUGGACUCUUAUAGCGCGACAUUUGAAAGGUCGGAUAGGUAAACAAUGCCGCGAGCGAUGGCACAAUCAUUUAAAUCCCAAUAUCAAGAAAAGUGCCUGGACUGACGAAGAAGAUAGAAUUAUAUUUAGGGCACACAGUCAAUGGGGAAACCAAUGGGCCAAAAUCGCUAAACUGUUGCCUGGAAGGACUGACAAUGCGAUAAAAAAUCAUUGGAAUUCGACUAUGCGUCGAAAAUACGAAAUUGACGAAAAAGGCGAACUUUACGGUAAAAGCAUGUUGAAACCAAAAUCUAAGAGUAUUAGGGCUCCCAUGGAUAACAAAAACGAUUCGACGAGUGGUCGUCCAAACGCAGUACAAAUUAACCGGUCCGAGUAUAUUACGGUUGACAUGCCGACUCAGUAUAUUGGUUGGAUGCCUCCUAAAUAUAUACCGGACAAUCCUAUAAAACAAGACCUCGAACAAGACGUACGCGACAAGGAUGAAGUAGUUGCGGCUGCGGAAGUCUUAAACUCUUUAAUGUCGACCCCUCAAAAAAAAGCUGACGAUAUAGCUAAAGACGUCUUUAAAGUCAAUUAUAAACUAGAGUCUCCGCCAAGACCUGCCACUGUUCCGUUGCAAACCAACUCUCCAUCGUGCUAUUCACCGUAUCGAUUGUUCGAAACUGGAGGUUAUGUUGAGACUCAGCAAACUAAUAACAGUGUGGUCGGUAGUUCCCCGGACGAAGGUUACGCCGAACUACAUCUCGUUACCCCGACUAAAUCACCAAAAAAAGAAGACUGCCCCGAGCUUUAUUACCAAUACGACGUUGCCACACCAAAUAAACAAAGUCAAUUUUCACCCAACAGUAAACUUAAUAAAAGACGAAGGAGUUUUUCGGAUUACCCCGAAAUCGGCAUGAAUAUACAGUGCAAUACCAUUUUGUCAGGCUUGAGUAUACCUGGAACGCCUGAGAAACGGACUCCAAUUAAACAACUUCCGUUCAGUCCCUCACAAUUCUUAAAUAGUCCUUCAAUGUCAUUUGUUGUUAAUUCGUCUUCGACACCAGUCAAACGGCUAUUAGCCGGUUGUAGUACCAGAGCGAUAAACGAAGAAUUGGUCGACGACAGAAUGAAAUCUGAGACUUUAGUGACGCCAAAUUUCACUUACAAGUUUGCCGGAAGAAGUCACGAUGACGUCAAGACGCCGGAAAUGAGUAAAACGAACACACCUCAUACGCCGACUCCGUUUAAAAUAGCACUGGCCGAAGCUGGUCGCAAGAUGGGCGUAAAACAUUUAUCUCAGUCUCCAUCGGCGUUGAUUGAAGACAUAACUGAUUACAUAAAACAAGAAGAUCGAGUCAAAAAGGAAUGUGAACUUUCAGAUUCCCAAUAUGAAACCGACAGUUCGAAUAUGUUUUGUGAUACAAACGAUACGGUCGCGUGUGGAAAAGAGAACGCCGAACCCUUAAUGCCUACACCACAAAAAAAGGCCAGAAAAUGUCUAGCGCCAGUGUGGGCUUCACCUACUGCCUCGUGGAAUCAACCUUUAGACACAUCCCCGAGAGUAAUUCGAAAUUCAAACGCCGGAGAAGUUUAUUCGUCAGCCAACGUAAUCGACGAGUCGAGGUUCACGUCGGAAGAAUAUUCAGCAUCAAAGAAUGGCCCUACCGCCUCACCAGGCGUACCGCAAGCUACAGCUAUCCGCCGACAGUUACCACAGCCGUCAGACAACAGCAGUGUCCUCAAGCGUCUUCACAUUGGAAGUCCACACGGACAAAAGUGGUCGGGUCUCGUUUCCAAGGACGACGUGAGGUGGAAAAUAACGUGCGGCAAAACAACGGAUCAACAAGAAAUGACUGCUUUGGCGUACCAAUGCCUUCAAAUGAAGACUCCGCACAAAAACCACGGCAGCAAAACGGCCGGGUUCAAACCCAGACAACUGACAUUUUAGUUAUACUUAUAUAUAGAUGUUUAUUUUUCAUUUUAUCCCUUUUGUCUUACCAUCCGUGUGUCUAAAAAUUAAUAACGAGUAUUAUGCUAGUAGUUAUAAUGGAUAAUACUUUUUUUUUUUUAUAUAUUCAAUAAGAGUGAGUUUUUUUCUUUUAUAAUAUUCUUAUUAUCAUCUCGUGUUCUUUCUCUGUUUUGGUCUAUCCACAUAAAUAUAUUGUUAUAAUUUCUUUUUUAUUUUAUUUUUAUAAUUUUAAAUGGAAUUUCAUUUAGUGACCGAAAACAAAAACACUGAUUUUUUCUUUGUACCUAUAAAAAUUCUUUCAACGAUGAUA
This is a messenger RNA of Adelges cooleyi (spruce gall adelgid), 3082 nucleotides long. It is a transcript of the gene Myb, whose product is annotated as myb protein. Gene Ontology annotation, cellular component: nucleus. Lineage: Eukaryota; Metazoa; Arthropoda; Insecta; Hemiptera; Adelgidae. The transcript has 15 exons. Gene Ontology annotation, biological process: regulation of DNA-templated transcription. Bases 454 to 2751 code for a protein of 765 amino acids. The record is from RefSeq and is a predicted model, not a curated record. Gene Ontology annotation, molecular function: DNA-binding transcription factor activity, RNA polymerase II-specific; RNA polymerase II cis-regulatory region sequence-specific DNA binding.